CCCCUGCCCUCCUCUCUCGACCUCGUCCUCCACUCCUUCCCCCCAUCUUCUCCUCUGUUUCUCUCUCUCUCGCCCUCCCGGAAGCUCGAAGUCCACCGAAGCUUCCUGAAGCUUCCAUGGUGGACGAGCGGCCGAGCUCCGAUGCCCCGGCGGGCGAGAAAUCCGGUGAGGCCGGCGGCAGCCCGCCGUCGCCGCCUCCUGCGGCGAAGAGCUCCCCGCCGGCCGAUCCUGGCCCUCAUGCUACUCCCGCCGCGAAGGAAUCCGGCUCGGAGUCCGUGGAAGCGCCGGAUUCCACGGCUGGGGAGAAUCCAGGGGCGGUGGGCGCCGACGGGCGGUCGUUCUCGCAGCUGCUCGCCGGGGCCAUGUCAUCGCCGGUGGGGAGCCCCCGCUCGACGCCGAUCAUCGCCGUGCCUGUCGAUGCCCUGCGGCUCCCGGUGGUUGCUGUACCUUGCUUCCUGGCCCCUGCCGCGCUGCUCGAGUCGCCGCGAUUCUCGGGGCAAUUUGCAAUGACCCAUCAAGCAGCCCUGGCGACUGUGACAGCUCAAGCACAGAUGCAGCUGCAAGCAGCAUAUCCUUCUUCUUCAUCAGAAUUAGCGUCAACUUCAGUUUCCCAGCCUAUGUUGUCUACAAUUAGCCCUGUGCCAUUGCAACAGAGGCCUUCAGCAGUCCCUGAGGAUAGUGUCUGUACACCAGAGACAGAGCAACUGCCUUCUGUCCAGAAACCUCAAUCUGCUCAUGUUGUUGUAAAGACAACUACCAGUGAUGGGUACAACUGGCGGAAAUAUGGUCAGAAGCAGGUGAAAAGUAGUGACAGUUUUCGAAGCUACUACAAAUGCACAAAUACCAAUUGUUUAGCUAAGAAGAAGGUCGAGCAUUGUCCUGAUGGUCGGAUUGUUGAAAUUAUUUACAGAGGCCAACACAACCAUGACCCUCCUCAAAAGCCUAGAUACUCAAAAGAGAGAGGAGCUCAGUCUGGUGGAACUACUGGAGAGAAUGAAAGCUUAGAGCUUCCAAGCAGUGAACUUAAUGAAUCUGAACCUUCAACAUGUAAACCAGAACAGAUUUCUGGCAAUGAGACCCCUGCACAACAGCUCUACUGUUCAAGUGAUUGUGAAGGCGAUGCUGGGAUUAAGACUGAAGAAGGUAUUGGUGAGGAACCGGAUCCAAAGCGCAGGCUCAGUGAAAGCACUAUGAAUUUUUCAACACCAGUACUUAGAACGGUGAGGGAACCCAAAAUUGUUGUGCAGACUGCAUGUGAUGUGGGGCAUGGAAGUGAUGGCUAUAGGUGGCGUAAGUAUGGACAGAAAAUUGUCAAGGGAAAUCCCAAUCCCAGAAGCUACUAUAGAUGCACGCAUAAUGGAUGUCCUGUUCGUAAGCAUGUUGAGAGGUCUUCAGAUGAUGCAAAAGCUAUUGUUAUAACUUAUGAGGGUAAACAUAACCAUGACCAGCCAACCCCCAAAAAUAGCAGCGAUUCACCAGCUGCUGCUCUUGUUACUGCUGCAACGGCAGAUACUGGUGAACAACUGAAUACAUCUGAUAUGUUAUUAGAUCAAAAACCGUCGAAAGAAACACAAGAUGUAGGUGGAGACUUGGAUGGUGAGAGAGCAGUAGAGGUUGGAGGUGAAAAGGCAUUGGAAUCUGCUCAAACCCUUCUAAGCAUUGGUUUGAACUCAGCAUCCGGGGAGGCCAACAGAACUAAUUCUGAGGGUGUGAAACACCCGCUUUUUAGUGAAAAUGCUGCAGCAGUACCAGUCCAAAACUCUUGAAUCAACAAGUUUGAUUAAAUUUUGAUGUAUGUUCUUUAUUUGCCGUUAUUGUCAACUUCAGUUUUAUUUGCUUCUGUAUAGUCUGGUAGUGGCAUCCCUGAUCUAAGAUUAUAGACAUUUCCAUCAUAGUAUUAUCAGUUCAUAAAGAGCAGACUGAUUGCAGUUAUUAAGCACGCUUUCCAUGCCCGUAUAGAUUUCCAUGCCUGUAUACUUGUAAUAGAAACCGGAUCGAUAGGCAUGACCAACUUAUAAAGACAAUUGGUUAUUAUUAAUCAUAAUAAGUGUGUUGAUGGUUAGGACUGUCA
Messenger RNA from Phoenix dactylifera (date palm), 2071 nucleotides. Its product is annotated as putative WRKY transcription factor 4. The record is from RefSeq and is a predicted model, not a curated record. Gene Ontology annotation, molecular function: DNA-binding transcription factor activity; sequence-specific DNA binding. NCBI's taxonomy places the organism in Eukaryota, Viridiplantae, Streptophyta, Magnoliopsida, Arecales, Arecaceae. Gene Ontology annotation, biological process: regulation of DNA-templated transcription.